This is a messenger RNA of Salarias fasciatus (jewelled blenny), 1446 nucleotides long. RefSeq names its product mitochondrial ribosomal protein L17 (gene mrpl17). Gene Ontology annotation, molecular function: structural constituent of ribosome. Bases 170 to 667 code for a protein of 165 amino acids. Gene Ontology annotation, cellular component: mitochondrial large ribosomal subunit; ribosome. Gene Ontology annotation, biological process: translation. The transcript has 3 exons. NCBI's taxonomy places the organism in Eukaryota, Metazoa, Chordata, Actinopteri, Blenniiformes, Blenniidae. The record is from RefSeq and is a predicted model, not a curated record.
ACCGCCAAUGUCAUGCCUGCCUGACAGAGCGCUGUCUUUCCUGACCUCGGGGUUUCUGCUCCUCUCAGGCGGCACCUCUGCGUGAUCUCCUUCCACACCCGGCGGUCUCGGUUUGUUCCGGUUCUGUUGUCCCGUCUCGCGCUCCCGGAGGUGGGUCCUGUCCGCUAAGAUGCGCCUCACGUUGGCCAUGUUGAUCUCCCACGGGCGGGUGGCCCGGAAGAUGGGUCUGGGCCCGCAGUCCCGGAUCAACAUGCUGCGGAACAUCCUGACGGGGCUGGUGAGACACGAGCGGAUCGAGACCACCUGGGCCCGGGCCGACGAAGUCCGCUUCUACGCCGAGAAGCUGGUUGACUAUGCCAAGAAAGGAGACACCGAUGAGAAGGCGAUGAAAAUGGCGAGUUUUUGGCUGACGGAGAAGGAUCUGGUCCCGAAGCUGUUCAAGGUCCUCGCCCCACGCUUUGAGAACCAGCCCAGAGGCUACACGCGGAUGGCCCGCCUCCCCAACAGACAGAACCUGGACAGAGCCAAGAUGGCCGUUCUGGAAUACAAAGGAAACCCGUUUCCACCGCUUUACCCGGUGAAAAGAAAGAACGAACUGACUCUGAUCAACCAGCUGCUGACAGCCUACAGAGAGGACAGAGCGCAGCAGCUCGCGGAGAAGCAGUGAGCGGCGGCGGCGGCGUGCUGAGACGAUCCUGAGAGUUUCGCUUCAGGAGCUUCAGUCACCUGAAGCCAGAGACGGCUCUGUCAAAUAACUGUUAUUAAAAUGACUUUCUUAUUAUAAAAGUACUGGUUUUGUUUUUGGUUUUUUUUUUUGUCUUUCUUCCAUUUAAAUGAUAGUAUCUGUAUUCGUGCAAAUUGUUGCGCCAAAAUGAGCUUUUAAAAAGAAAUGCCUUGUUUCUCUUGUAUAAAGAUUUCAAAUGAGCUAAAAGUGAAUGAAUGUAUUUAUUUUGAAAUUAUCAACAGAUGCCAAGUUUCCACUCUGCAAAUGCAUCUUUAAAAAGUUAGUUUUAAUUACGGUACUCCAUGAGAAACUUAAAUAUCUCAUGAAUUCUAAAUAAUAAAUAAAUAAAAUAAUAGUUAAAUACAAUUGUGAUGAUUAUGGUCAUGUUUUAAAAAGUCAGAAAAACACUUGACCCCAUUUUAAAUUCCAUACAGUGACUCUUGUUCUUGAAAAUAAUGGAUUAACGGGACAGAAUGGAGCAAGUAAGUAACUGAAUUGAUAAUUAUGUUAGCAAUACAUUUAAAAAGCGUUACUGGUACUGCAGUAAUGCAUUACUGGAUGAGGUUACCUUUCCGUCAGUGAACACUACUAAAUACAUACAUUUUUUUAUUAACUUUAUUAUGGUGCUGUUAAAUUAUUUUUAAAUAGGCUACUUAAAACUUAAUGCUCAUGUUGGGGAAAAGAAAUUAUUUCAGUGUGGACUAAAUUUGUUUCCAUGAAGG